Meloidogyne enterolobii is the source of this 1176-nucleotide messenger RNA. The record is from the annotation of a GenBank genome assembly. Lineage: Eukaryota; Metazoa; Nematoda; Chromadorea; Rhabditida; Meloidogynidae.
UUAAAACCUGAAUUGAUUCGAGCUUUGCGUAUGAUGGGAUUUCAGCAACCUUCGAAAAUACAGGAAGCAGCUUUGCCUGUUCUUCUAAGCGAUCCUCCUCAAGAUAUUAUUGCCCAAUCUCAAAGCGGGACAGGCAAAACAGCCACAUUUCUUCUUGCAAUGCUACAAAGACUUAAUCCUUCCCAAAAAGAACCUCAAUGUAUUGUUGUUGCACCAACAUUUGAAUUAGCUCAACAAAUUGGAGAUGUAGCAAAACAGAUGGCUGCCUAUUUGCCUGAUGUGCAGAUACGUUUUGCUGUUAAGGGAGAAUCAGUUCAAAAUAAUGCUACUAAAUUCACCGAACAAUUAAUUAUUGGAACUCCGGGUAAAAUGCUUGACUGGAUAUUACGGAAUUACAUCGACACAUCUCGUAUUAUUGCCUUUGCUUUAGACGAGGCUGAUGUAAUGAUAAGUCAACAAGGAUAUCAAGAUAAAAGUAUACUUAUACACAAUAAUAUAAUAGCAGCCAACCCAAAUUGUCAAUGUAUGCUGUUUAGCGCUACUUUUUCUGACUCUGUUUUUCAAUUUGCUGGAAAAUUGAUUGCUGAUCCUAUUAUAAUUACUAUUCGACGUCAAGAUCAAAGUCUACCCUAUAUCCGGCAAUAUUAUGUGCGUAGCAAAGAUCGUGAAGAUAAAUAUCAAGCGAUUCUUUCACUCUAUUCGGUAUUGACAAUUUCUUCAUGUAUUAUUUUUUGUUAUACUCGUUCCUCAACAAUAUGGUUAGCUGAACGUUUUAAAGAAAAAGGAAGAGAUGUAGCCCUUUUACAUGGAGAAUUAAGUGUGGAUGAGAGAGCCAAAGUUGUUGAAAAAUUUAAAAGGGGAGAUCAAAAAAUUUUGAUUACGACGAAUGUUGCUGCGAGAGGUUUGGACAUUCCACAAGUUUCUCUAGUUAUUAAUUAUGAUCCUCCUGUCACUUAUGAGGAAAUGCCACAGCCUGAUUUUGAUACUUAUUUGCAUAGAAUGGGAAGGACUGGACGUUUUGGAAAGCCAGGAAUAGUUAUUAACUUGGCAGAUUCUGAUAUUGCGAUGAAUUAUGUAUAUCAAUUCCAGGCUCAUUUUGGUCGUGUAAUUCAACCACUCGACGCUAACGAUUACGAUCAGAUGGAACGAAUCGAAGAAAGCACUCGUCAAAUGUGA